This is a messenger RNA of Miscanthus lutarioriparius, 1566 nucleotides long. NCBI's taxonomy places the organism in Eukaryota, Viridiplantae, Streptophyta, Magnoliopsida, Poales, Poaceae. The record is from the annotation of a GenBank genome assembly.
AUGGCGUCGCUGGCGGCGUCGGCGGCCGCGGCCGCCGCGGCGGAGGUGACGCACCUCACGCAGCGCGACGCGGCGGAGAUCGACGAGCAGCUCAUGGGCCCGCUCGGGUUCAGCGUCGACCAGCUCAUGGAACUCGCUGGAUUGAGCGUCGCGGCAGCCCUUGCGGAGGUUUACAAGUUGAAUGAACGUGCAAGGGUACUUGUUAUCUGUGGUCCAGGAAAUAAUGGUGGUGAUGGUCUGGUAGCUGCUCGUCAUCUUUAUCACUUUGGAUAUAGGCCAUCUAUUUGCUACCCAAAACGCACACCCAAACCUCUAUAUUCCGGUCUCGUUACUCAGCUUGAAUCACUGUCGAUCCCAUUCAUACCUGUUGAAGACCUACCUAAUGACUUAUCAAGGGAGUUUGAUGUUAUUGUUGAUGCAAUGUUUGGUUUCUCAUUUCAUGGAAUACUCAGACCACCUUUCGAUCAUCUUAUCCAAACGCUUGUUUCAUUGAGUGUUAUUGGAAAUUCAGAUAAAAGGCCAGCAAUUGUUUCCAUUGAUAUCCCUUCUGGAUGGCAUGUUGAAGAGGGAGAUGUUGAUGGAGGAGGGAUUAAACCUGAUAUGCUGGUGUCAUUGACUGCACCUAAGCUCUGUGCGAAAAAGUUCACUGGCCCACACCAUUUUCUUGGGGGUAGGUUUGUCCCCCCACCAAUUUUGAACAAAUAUGGACUUCAGCUUCCUCCCUACCCUGGCACAUCGAUGUGUGUGAGAAUUGGAAAAGCUCCAUCUGUUGACAUUUCAUCUCUCAGGGAGAACUAUAUUUCCCCUGAACUUCUUGAGAGCCAAGUGAUGUCUGAUCCAUUUGAUCAGUUCCUUAAAUGGUUUGAUGAAGCAGUAACAGCCGGGCUGCGUGAGCCCAAUGCGAUGGCUUUAACAACUGUCAACAAGGAGGGAAAACCUUCUUCGAGGAUGGUUCUUUUGAAGGGAGUUGAUAAACAGGGAUUUGUUUGGUAUACAAAUUAUGGUAGCCGGAAGGCACAUGACUUGUCUGAAAACCCUAAUGCAGCACUCCUUUUCUACUGGAAUGAGAUGAACCGUCAGGUAAGAGUUGAAGGAUCAGUUGAGAAGGUUCCAGAAGAAGAAUCAGAUAAAUAUUUCCACGGCCGCCCACGUGGAAGUCAGCUUGGUGCCAUAGUUAGCAAGCAGAGUACUGUCAUUGCUGGAAGAGAAGUUCUUCAACAGGCUUACAAGGAAUUGGAACAAAAAUAUUCUGAUGGUAGCUUGAUUCCGAAGCCUGAAUACUGGGGUGGCUACAGAUUGACACCAACCCUUUUUGAGUUCUGGCAAGGACAACAGUCUCGACUGCAUGACCGGUAUGCUUCAAUCAUCCUUUAUUCUGUUAUCCAUUUUCCUGAAAACCCUGUAUGCCCCAGGACGGGACAGCAUGCUACAAUACUCGCGGAGAGAAGUAGAUGGGAAUACAGUGUGGAGGGUAAAGAGCUUAUCACCAGCAGUCAAAUCUUCUCCAGCUGCAAGACGUCCGAACUGCCCCAAGAUGUUAGCGUGGUGAUUAGAUCCCGUGUUUGA